Vicia villosa (hairy vetch) is the source of this 616-nucleotide messenger RNA. RefSeq names its product large ribosomal subunit protein eL31. Gene Ontology annotation, molecular function: structural constituent of ribosome. Lineage: Eukaryota; Viridiplantae; Streptophyta; Magnoliopsida; Fabales; Fabaceae. The record is from RefSeq and is a predicted model, not a curated record. Gene Ontology annotation, biological process: cytoplasmic translation. The coding region runs from base 154 to 519 and encodes 121 amino acids. The transcript has 3 exons. Gene Ontology annotation, cellular component: ribosome; cytosolic large ribosomal subunit.
CAUUUGGUCGAGUCGAGCCCUAGGCCCAUUAGAAAUUAGGGUUUCUCGGUUUUAUAUUUAAGCUAAUUUUCCAUCGCAUUCCUUCGUUCUGUGUCUGCCUCACUCCGAACCUUCACUGUAUCUGGAUCGCUUGCUCCGUCGUCACAAGUGAAAAUGGUGGAGAAGACCGGCGCCGGUAGGAAGGAAGAGGUGGUUACCAGAGAGUACACCAUUAACCUCCAUAAACGCCUCCAUGGAUGCACAUUUAAGAAGAAGGCUCCUAAAGCCAUCAAGGAGAUUAGGAAGUUUGCCCAAAAAGCAAUGGGAACCAAUGAUGUUCGUGUUGACGUCAAGUUGAACAAGGCUAUAUGGAGCCAGGGUAUUAGAAGUGUCCCAAGAAGAAUCAGGGUACGCAUUGCUCGCAAGAGAAACGAUGAUGAGGAUGCUAAGGAAGAGCUCUAUUCUCUUGUUACCGUUGUCGAAAUCCCCAAGGAGGAGCUUAAAGGUUUGGGCACUAAGGUUAUUGACGAUGAAGAUUAAUGUGUUUUAGUUUUGUUAAAGCAAUUUUUGAGUUUAAUUUUGUUCAGACAUUGAGGAUAUGUUGUAUGCCAACAUUAAUUUUCAUUCUCUGUUUUAA